UUUUUUGUGAAAGUGGUGGCAACAAUGUUGAAGAAAUUAUCAGUUCGUAUUUUUCUCAAACCCCCUAACCUCGCCUGUUUAUAUUCGCAAUUUAUUAAAAAUUAUUCGGGUGAAACCACAAUGACUUGGGAAACAGAAAAAGAAAAGUUUGUAAAAAUGACCGCGUCUCAAAAAAAGGGGCCCAGUUUUAAAAUAGUAACUGUAUCCACAAUUCCAACUUGGAAAACGAUUUUUCAAAACAAAACAUCAGAAUUGGCCAAAGAAAUACCACGAUUACCAAGAAAUACAAUCAAUCCCGCUAUGAAUAAAGAAUUAGCGGAUAAAAUAUCUUACUAUAAAGGUGACAUAACACAUUUAGAGGUUGAUGCUAUUGUAAAUGCAGCGAAUAAAUCUUUAUUAGGUGGUGGAGGUGUUGAUGGGGCUAUCCAUAGGACUGCCGGACAUUUUUUACUUCAAGAAUGUAAAACUUUAAUGGGUUGUAAUGUUGGCGAAGCUAAAAUAACUGGGGGAUAUGAAUUACCAGCUAAAUAUGUUAUACAUACGGUUGGACCUCAGGGAGAGAAGCCAGAUCUUUUGAGCCAAUGUUACAAGAACAGUUUAAAAUUAUUUUUCGAACAAAACUUAAGAACAAUAGCUUUUCCAUGUAUAUCAACAGGAAUUUAUGGUUACCCAUUAGAACCGGCUGCUCAUGUAGCAGUAAACGAAGUACGUUCAUUUUUGGAAUCAAACUCCUCAAAGGUUGAUCGAAUUAUUUUUUGUUUAUUCGCUGAUCAAGAUGUAACUAUUUACCAAGGCGUUUUACAAUCUUAUUUUCCUUUAAAAUAGAAGUUAAUCUUGUAAAUUUGAUUUUUUAAUUAAUAAAGUUUUUGUAUUUUUCA
Onthophagus taurus is the source of this 878-nucleotide messenger RNA. Its product is annotated as macro domain-containing protein CT2219. The record is from RefSeq and is a predicted model, not a curated record. Gene Ontology annotation, biological process: purine nucleoside metabolic process; peptidyl-glutamate ADP-deribosylation; DNA damage response. NCBI's taxonomy places the organism in Eukaryota, Metazoa, Arthropoda, Insecta, Coleoptera, Scarabaeidae. Gene Ontology annotation, cellular component: nucleoplasm. Gene Ontology annotation, molecular function: ADP-ribosylglutamate-[protein] hydrolase activity.